AUGCUUUAUCAACAAAAUAUCGUCAAAGAAGAAAAUAUUCCUUUGGAAAAUCAAGCACCAACUGAUCAGUCAAAUUUAAUAAUUAAUGAUUAUCGUAUUAAAUAUUUUUUUAUAAUUUUUUAUUAUAAAUAUAAAAGUGAUUCAUUAUUUGAAGAUUCAAGUCAGGCAAGCUGUUUCUAUACAUUAAUUGAAGAGUCAGACCAGGAAGGCUAUUCACCUGCUAAAUAUUCAAAUAAAAAAAGUCAAAAAUCAAUUAAAAGCCAAUCAC
Molecule: messenger RNA, 268 nt
Organism: Racocetra persica
Lineage: Eukaryota; Fungi; Glomeromycota; Glomeromycetes; Diversisporales; Gigasporaceae
Source: the annotation of a GenBank genome assembly